Molecule: messenger RNA, 1368 nt
Organism: Bipolaris zeicola 26-R-13
Lineage: Eukaryota; Fungi; Ascomycota; Dothideomycetes; Pleosporales; Pleosporaceae
Exons: 2
Coding region: 1-1368 (455 amino acids)
Source: RefSeq, a predicted model, not a curated record
AUGGCCUCCAUGCCGUCCGUACGCCAGUUCAGCGCAUGCCUGAGAUGCGUGCGACAGAUGCCUGGCACCAUUGGCGCCCGCCGUCUGCUCUCGACCUCCGCCGUGGCCCAUGAAGAGGUGCAGACGCAAUCUGCGAAUGCGACUCGGCCUCCCCCGCCCUCGAACCCCUCCGAAGGUGCUGCCCAGAAUGCUUCUCCCCAAGCAGUACCCGAGUUCAUGCAAAAAUGGGGAACAUUGGACCCUCAAAUGGUGGAAAACAAGAAACAGGAGCGCCGGCUGCUACGGAGAGAGCAUGUGCAACCAGUGGGAUCUCGCCGUCGUCGUGCUGCUCUUCGCCGUUCUGCGAUACAGAAGGCGACAGAGAUUCCCUUUGAACAAUUGCCUUAUCAGUGCUUCCAGGAGGCUCGGAAGUUCUUGUUGGAGGACAGGCAAGAGAAGAUUAAAGAGAUCGAGACACAGCAGCUGCGAAUCAAGAACUUGAUGGACCAGGACCCCAGUGUCAGCGGUGGGCCCGCAGCAAAGGAGCAUAGGUUACGGAGUAUGCGGAAGCAUUUGAAUGAAUUGAUCAUUCUGGCCGACAUCAACGACCCGGUGGUCAAGCGAAAGUUCGAGGAUGGCCAGGGUGACAUGAACAAGCCCAUAUAUCGAUACCUUGCCGACAAGAAGUGGCGGCAGUACAAGCGCCUCGUUCUUGAGCAGCGUGUUACACAAUUGGCCAUUAUUCCAGAUAUUCUCCCCUCGUUGGAUCUUGUAGCGGACAUCGACCUCGGUUUCGGAAGGAAGUCGGUUGCACCAGGCGACUUUGUCGACUCUGCCAUCAGUGAGAAGAUGCCUCGACUCAACGUUCAAACGUUCACUCCGGGUGAGAAACUCGUCACAGUUGUGGUAGUAGAUGCGGAUGUGCCUGUCCCAGAGACUGACAGCUUCACCUACCGAUGCCACUUGAUUGCCUCCAACAUACCCCUUUCCCCCAACAACACAUCUAUACCUCUUCAACGCAUCGCCCAAGAAGACCAAAAGGUCGAGGAUCCUAGCGCAAAGAAGAUUGCACUGCCUUGGAUUGCGCCCUGGGCUCACAAGGGCGCGCCAUACCAUCGUCUAGGAAUCUUUGUCUUUGAGCAGAAUGCUGGUCAGGCCCUUAACGUUACCAAGUUCAACAACGUCAAGCGCAUAGGGUUCAACCUGCGCAGUUUCACCGACUCGAACAAGCUCCACCCCAUCACGGCUACGCUUUUCAGAACCAAAUGGGACGACAGUAUGGCAGGUGUUAUGGAGCGAGCUGGCAUGAAGAGUCAGAUCAAUGUCGAAUUCAAGAGGAAUAAGGUAGAGCCUCUUCCAUACAAGAGAAGGACAGAACGCAUGCGAUAA